GAAUGUUAAAAGACAGCGCUCUGUUAAAUGAGCUCGUUAUCUGGCCUGGUGAACAUCGGAGUACAUACUCGUAAUAUGGUCGAAGAAAUUUAACAACGGUUUUAAAUAGAUAAAUGACAGAGGUUUUGAAUUAUCUUGUGUUUCAAAUGCAACAAAUUCAACAAAUCAGCAGCUGCAAUCGCUUUAUAGUCUACGGCGACAAUGAAUAAUAAGACAGCAAUGUCGAUAUAGACGACAGGAAUGUCUUCAAUUUAGCGAAUAUUUAACGGGAAAAAAGUGGUACCAGAAGACACGGACAUAUUAUGGAGUCCCUUUGCAUGAGGACCACUUUUGUAUUCCUUGUAGCCUUGACCAUGAUCCAGGCUGCAUGCUUUUUGAUCGUCGCAUCUGCCUGGCGUUACAGACGGCAUAUGAACGCUGACCGAGUGACACCAGCGGUGUGUUUAAACAAUGAAACAGACAUUGAUGUCACCAAAUCUGGUGAAUCAAAUAUGAUAGCGGAGCAAACUUUAAAAACCAAAACGCACUGCGUGAAUGUACAGCACAAGAUGAUUUAUGAAGUCAAUCAGACGGUGACAAAACUGUAUGAAAGUGGAAGAUUAGACGCCAGAGCAUACUCUAACCUGUGCAAUGCCUUUGAGGACCCUAUUCCGUACACUAGGCUUGUGGGAAUCAAUGGUUCUCUGUCACAAGAAGGCAAUACUACCCUUUUGUGGAACACUUUAAACCAGUCAGUGACUGUUCCGAACAUAUCUUAUAUAACGCACCUAGAAAAAGAAGGCCAAAUCAUGAUUCGUCAGGCAGGCCUAUACAUCGUUUCAAGCAACCUCGUCAUCGACGUCAACGCAUCCUCAGUUGCCUUCGACACUCAAACUUUCAUCCAGUACCUGUUAGUUUUAUCGCACACGUACGGAUCCACCCGAAUGCUCGGAGAGCAGAGAUUGAAUCUCAGCGGCAGACGGCAAACAAGUAGUUAUAUGAAGGCCGUAUACGAGCUUGACCGUUACGACCGCCUUUAUAUUGCUACGACUCACAUGGAUCUUGUUGAUGUCAGUAGUAAACAAAAUAUGUUUUCAGUUCAUUUUACACGUACAGCUAGACAAGGAGAGUAUGCCUAAAUGGAGUAUUGUUGUCGGUAUAGCUAUCGCUACACGUGAGCGUUUUACUAAAAAAAAAUCAGCUAAACAACAUUUUUAUAAUUUAUUCCAUUAAAAGUUAUAAUAUUUCAUGCGGAUCAGUGCUUUAACUUUUCAUCAACAUAUGUUACACGUACAAUGUAAAAAAAAAUAACGUUAUUUCGCUUACAAUCGAAAUAUAUAAUUCCAAAAAUUGUGUCAGUUCAUCAUAACACAAAAUCUAAUAACAAAAUCACGGUUAAAACAAUGAUAAAAUAAAUAAAAAGAACUGCACGGUACAAUAUAAUUCUUCUAUUUGGGACAGAUGUCAAUGUGUAUGUGGAUUUAGCAUAUUUGUUAUCUAUAACUCAACUAAGGGUCAUGCUUCUGUGUUAUUAAAAUAAGGUUUCAAGUUGCUUUA
Dreissena polymorpha is the source of this 1536-nucleotide messenger RNA. RefSeq lists its product as uncharacterized. The transcript has 5 exons. Gene Ontology annotation, cellular component: membrane. Gene Ontology annotation, biological process: immune response. Bases 303 to 1118 code for a protein of 271 amino acids. NCBI's taxonomy places the organism in Eukaryota, Metazoa, Mollusca, Bivalvia, Myida, Dreissenidae. The record is from RefSeq and is a predicted model, not a curated record. Gene Ontology annotation, molecular function: tumor necrosis factor receptor binding.